This is a messenger RNA of Ambispora leptoticha, 612 nucleotides long. Lineage: Eukaryota; Fungi; Glomeromycota; Glomeromycetes; Archaeosporales; Ambisporaceae. The record is from the annotation of a GenBank genome assembly.
UCGGCGUCACCAACGAUAAAUGCACAAAAUCAAGAAAUCGCUCGACUCACCUUAAUUAAUGCACGAUACAAAAAAGAGCUUCAAAAAUUAAAUGAGAAAAUACAAAAACAAGCAGAGCAAGAAAAGAAAUCAAAAGUUGAACAAGCGGCAAUACAAAACCAAUUGCAAAAAACCAUAAUAAGCCAACAAAAAGAAAUUGAUAAACUUCAAGUGGAACUACAACAAAGUAAAAAUGAGGCAGACGAAAAUGACGAAAAUUUCUCUAAUCCUAAGUCACGAAACGAAAUGAAAAAAAUACAAGAUCAGACUUCACUAUUGGAAGAAGCUCAACAAGAAAUUGAGAAAUUGAAAGAAAGAGAGAUUGAAUACGAAAAUGUCUUCACGAUUCAGCAAGGUAUUAAUAACAAAUUAACCGAGUUGAUGGAGCAGGAAAUUGAAUUAAGGGUUAAAAUGGAAAUAGAACGAAAAGAUGCGGAGAUUAAGUUGAGGUUGGAAUGGGAACAUGAAGCACAAAAAGAAGAACGUAAAGAAUAUCAUAAAAGAAUUGAAGAUUUAUUACGUAGACAAUUUGAACUUGAAAAAGAAAAUGAAAAUUUAAAGUUAGAAUUAUAG